AUGACAGUAGAUGAAGAACAAGUGGUAGCAUCCGCAGUAGCUGUAGCAAGAGAAGUUAAUGAUCAAGCAAAAGGACAUGCUCAGGCAGCUGGUGUGCAAUUUGGAAGGGGAGUAAAGCCCAUGAAAGGGGGAAAUUCUAUCUUAUCUAAUCCUUAA
Dovyalis caffra is the source of this 156-nucleotide messenger RNA. NCBI's taxonomy places the organism in Eukaryota, Viridiplantae, Streptophyta, Magnoliopsida, Malpighiales, Salicaceae. The record is from the annotation of a GenBank genome assembly.